Wasmannia auropunctata (little fire ant) is the source of this 2396-nucleotide messenger RNA. RefSeq lists its product as uncharacterized. The record is from RefSeq and is a predicted model, not a curated record. The transcript has 5 exons. The coding region runs from base 360 to 2303 and encodes 647 amino acids. Lineage: Eukaryota; Metazoa; Arthropoda; Insecta; Hymenoptera; Formicidae.
GCAAAAGGCCGGCCGCGCGUCAUGUCGUCGUCCUCUUUCGGGCAAGAAACUUUCGAAAAUUAUUUCAGACUUCUUAAUUCGAUAUCUCGAACCGCACGAUUCACUUGAUUUUAUACUUCUCUUUGGCAGUGAAAAGGUGAAAAAUGUCAAAAUCAAAAUCUUUCACGUGAACUGUAAUCGAAAUUCGCGCAUCGCAAUGACAAAAAAAAAUAGUUUGCAUCGUGAUAUGUAAAUAAUGCCCGACGAGAGAUUCGCCGCCGCCGCAAGGCACAUCGUUCCACCAUUCUGUCGCUUGAAAAUUACAAGAAAUAGAGACGCGUGAUUUCGGCGCGUGACGAUCCCGUUGACGCGGUUCAGGCAUGGGCGCGUUCCUCGAGAAUCCGAUGUUCCUCUUCGUGGACGACGCGGAACCCAUUUUGCCGAUCUUCCGGUCCACCGAGUACGGUGAUACAGGCAGGAUUGUGGAACUAACGGAUGUCGGCUGCGACACGGAAACCACGUUUCCCAUACAUUUUCCACGCGGCGCGUUUAACCGGCGUCGCGGUGGAGCCGAGAGUCUUGGAUCGACUCGCGGAAUCGCUAAACGACGGUGGUUCAACGACAGACCGAAUGAAUUUGCCCGGAGAGCAAAUAGAAACAUAAAUAGUAAUGAAGGCAGUAAUUACGUCCGAGGGAAAGUGCGACGAGACUAUCGCGAUUACGAUGACACUUCUGAUCUGGAUUUCGACGACUCGUAUGCGGAGAAUUCCUAUGACGAUUUCGAGCUGAAGAACGAUCUCGCUGUCGAGGAAGAUGAUAACUACUAUAUCCAAUUCGUUAGUCCACAAAAUGCGGUCGUGCAUUCUCGUGGAGAACGUACCUCGCGAUACGAUUACUUGCAGAGAAAUCUCGAGGCUCCAUUUACGCGAAGUAUUCACAUAUCUCAAAGGAAGAACACUCCGCGAUGGUUCGACAGCGACGAGAAGAAUCUCCGUGAAAUUCACGAUACUGACGUUCAAUCGAGCGAGCGCAGGAAACGAACAAAGACCCUCUCGAGAACCAAUGGAACCUUCGAUCGUGAGACGGAAUUCGAGCAAACUCGCGAAACGGCGAUGCACCGCGAUGACCUUCCCAACGCCGUUGAUACCGUCGCGCCUUCGAAAAAUAAGUUCUGGGACUUUAUUCCGUUCGAGAACAAUACGAAAUAUGAGGAACCAACUUUUUACGAUCCAAGAACGAGAAAUCAUGGUGGGUUGCAGAAAAUGACGCCGCGCAGAAGAAGAUCAUAUGUCUUUGAUUCUCAAUCGAAACGCAUAAAUAUUGUUGACUCGGAAGGAGAAGAAGAAUUUAAAGAGACGCUGAACAAAGACAGCCGAGAAAACUUAUCGUCCAAGAUUCCGAUAAACAGCGCGAAGCAUCGAACUUCGAAAGGCAACGUGGUGAGGGAGAAGAUUUUGCGAUUAAAUACAUCAAACGCGAUUUCUUCACGCGAUCACUCAAGGAUGCCUAUCGACGAACAAAUUUCAAACAUGUAUCCUGCAGAAAAAAAUUUAAUUAAUACAAGGCCGCAUUCCGCAACCAAAGGAAAGAAGAAUGAAUCUCCGACAAUCGAGAGAAGAGAGGAAAUCACGAGCGCGACCGUCGACAAUCGUCGGUAUCGCGACAGAUUUGUCAACAAGCUUUCCAAUAAUUCUCCCCAAAAAACAAGUCGAGCGACAAAAAUGUUUAAUCGCGUCGCAGACUCGACGAGCAACGGACGGAUAUACGCGGCGAACGAAAGAGAUAACUCGACUUGUCGUCGCGAAAAUGCUGGUAACAAUAAAACGGAUCGGAUCAACGUAACUGUCUCGCGAUUGGCAGCCGAGGAGAAAAUACCGAAGAACGAGAGUGCAUUUGCUCUGAGAAUGACGGGUGCUUCCGCGCCGCGUACGGAUACAGAAAAAAAGGAGGGAAAAUUCUUUUCCAGAUUACCCGUUAGAACGUGGAAACGCCUGAGAACAAAAGAACCCGCCGCGUUGCGUCCUGAGAGCGACGCAGCGAGCGAGGAUAUUAACCGAAAGUUUCAGGCAGCGGAAAACGAGGCUGCGAGGUCGAACGAUCGUCCGGAGAGGGUGGAAAACGAUGACGUCCGCGGAAAAGAUCGCGCGGCCGCGAAUCGCAACGAUGUGAAACGGAGCGGGCGUUUCGAGGCAUCAGGAUCGCUCGGUUCUGAUAAACCAGGAUUAAUCUCCUCCAAUUUGAAGAGCAUAAAAGGAAUCAAGGACUUGAUCACGGCGAGGGGGACACUGCACGAGCAACAGAAGAAGAGAACGAGCGGCAAGUAGAAAUCGCGAGAUAUCUCGGGAUGAAACACAAAAUAUAAUUUAUAGAUUUAUAUCUUCAAUCGAUGUCUAUAUUAAAGCUCUAAUCUAAUCUUU